This is a messenger RNA of Argentina anserina (silverweed cinquefoil), 1465 nucleotides long. RefSeq lists its product as uncharacterized. The transcript is spliced from 3 exons. The record is from RefSeq and is a predicted model, not a curated record. Bases 209 to 1216 code for a protein of 335 amino acids. NCBI's taxonomy places the organism in Eukaryota, Viridiplantae, Streptophyta, Magnoliopsida, Rosales, Rosaceae.
UUGCAGGCUGAUUAUAUUCCCUUUCAACCAUUUUGAAGGGAUUAGAAACCCUCAAGCCUUCAGCUUUAUUGCUCUGCACCUCUGCUGCUACUAGCUUGUUUGCUAUACGCAUAGGAGCUCUAUCUGUAAGCACCGCAUCACUUCAUGAAUUCUGCUGAGGAGGAUGAAUUUUCAAAUUUCAUUGAGGAAAAGUGAACUGUAGUGUGUCAUGGAGAAUUCCUAUGAGACAUCAAACGGCCACACGCAUAUCUCAAAUGGCGGCGCACCUAUCUCAAACGGCUAUGCACCUAUUUCAUAUGGCCAUGGACCUACUUCAAAUGGUCAUGUGCCAACUGGUAAUGGCCACAUGGUUGGGAGACAAUCCACCUACCUAUCCAAGAUGUCACUACCUUGGCUUGAUGUAAGAGUUUUCUAUGUUAGGAUUAGCAAAUGUGAGAUUGAAGAUUCAGCUCCAGAAUUCCUCACGGUAAAUCACAUUCCAUUGGAUGCUGACACCCUUCUUGAAGUCAAUGGUGUCAGAACUAGCAUGUAUUUAGAUGGUGCAACAACUCUUCUUCGAAGGGAUAGGUUAGAUAAGAAGUCAGAGGAAGCCACAUUUGUGAGCACUGAUAGUAUAAGGAUGACUGGCAGUGUGAAGUUUGAGGUUUUCAGCAAGGAUGUUAUCGUUCUGUCUGGGGUUUUAGAAUUGUGUGACAGUAAUGGUUUCACUGCGGAAACAGAUCAUCAUAGUCCGAGAUGGAGCAUGAAUUGUGAAACAAAUAUAAUUGCAAGCACUGGCUUCUUUAAAGCAAAGCAGUUUACAGGUUCUGAGUCUGCAACAUCUUCAAUUGAAGUAUAUAUCGCAGGAUCCUUCUUGGGGACUCCAACUAUCUUAACCAAGAAUUUACUACUACCAUGGAAGAAGCAUAUGAGGAAAGGGUUAUUGGAUUCCAUACCAGAGUAUGAGGCAACUGAAGACCAGAACAAUAAUCCUGAUAGUUUUGCUUUCCAGGAGCCUGAAUACUUGGACCUGAAAUCAGAACAUGGAGAAAACAACUUGUACUACCCUGGGACAUAUUGGGAAGGUGAAGAUGGAGAGCUUUCAUGGUUCAAUGCUGGUGUGAGAGUCGGUGUUGGGAUCAGCUUGGGCAUAUGCGUGGGGGUUGGCAUCGGAGUAGGAUUGCUUGUUCAAACUUACCAAGGCACCAGGCAAAGUUUUAGAAGGCGGCUACUAUAACGCAUAUUUCCACUGAUUGUCAUUUUGUCCCAACUCUGCAGAACUCCCCUCACUGUUGGUAAACAAGGGUGGUUUUUUUUUUUUGACAUGUAAUAUGUAUACCAUUCUAGAUCAAGGCUUAUAUAUAUGCAGUGAAAGCGCAGAAUGUCUAUGGUUUUCUGGUCUUGUAAUAUGUUCCAACGGGUAGGUUCUUAAAAGCUCUAAUUUUUUUAGUCACUUGGAGAUGAAGUCAGAAAUCAUUAGUGGCAA